This is a messenger RNA of Acanthopagrus latus (yellowfin seabream), 3433 nucleotides long. RefSeq names its product testis derived transcript (3 LIM domains) (gene tes). NCBI's taxonomy places the organism in Eukaryota, Metazoa, Chordata, Actinopteri, Spariformes, Sparidae. Gene Ontology annotation, molecular function: zinc ion binding. The record is from RefSeq and is a predicted model, not a curated record.
UUUCGUCCAUUUUGUUACGAUUGACGUCAGUGCGGAGCAGGACCUCCGAGGGGAAAGCAGACCGUGAACCGGGUUGUUUCAUUAUUCCUCCGGACCGGUUUCUGUUUGUUAAAACAGCUUUUUUUACAGUUGCUGUUCGAUUCGUCUGGACCGAGUCAACUCCUCGCUGACAAACGCUAAAAUGGAGAUAGAGAAGGAAGUGAAGAAGAUGACCCUCGGGCAUGAGUUUGGUGCUGGAGCGGCCUGUUUGAAAUGCAAAGACAAGUGUGAGGGCUUCGAGCUGCAUUUCUGGAGGAAAAUUUGCCGAAACUGUAAAUGUGGACUCACAGAGCACAACGUGCAGAUGAACUCGGAGGAGAACAAGAAGGUAGGCAAGCUGUUUGAGGACACCAAGUACACCGGCCUCAUCGCCAAGCUGAAGAAGGACGGCAUCCCUAGCUACAAGGGAAACAUGAUGACCAUCAGUCUGCCGAGCCCUGCAACUGCCUACGUUGUACCACCAAGUGCCUCUUCCACUGUAGUGCCCCCCUCUGCCACAGCUGGUAAUGUACAGCCUGCAGGAGCUGCUUCAGGUACAGCACCCGAGGGCGCCAGCGCCGGCUCAGGUUCAGGUUCAGGUUCAGCCUGUGCAGGCAGCAUCACACCUACCAAGGCUAACAAAGUGCCAGUUGCUGUCAGCGCCACAGCUGCCAAUAUAGUUCCAGUCCCUAAAGAUGUGCCAAUGAAGUCUGUCACCUAUGAGUGGGCGCCACCAGUGGCCAAUAAAUAUGUGGCGGUGCGUUACAUUGAGCUGCUCCCACCAGAGAAACGUCCGGUGGCUGGUACAGAGGGCGCCGCUUACCGUCGGCAGCAGAUGGACCGCCAGCUGCCUGAACAUGACCAGGACCCAUCCAAGUGCCACGAGCUUAGCCCUGCUGAGGUCAAGCAAAUGCAGCAGUACGUCCGCAAGUACAAGGAUGAGGCCCUAGGAGUCGGAGAUGUUAUGCUGCCUGAAGAGAUGGCUCUGGUUUGGGCAGGACAUGGUGGAGCUGGUGCUGGUGGUGCACCUGGUGCUGCAGGAGCAGGGGUUGGACCUGGGGUUGGUACAUCGGGGGCUAGUGCUGGAGCUGGUGGCGGAGUGGGAGGGGCUGGAUUUAGACCAGGAGUUGGUGAUGCUGGGGUUGGGGCUGGGGCUGGGGCUGGUUCUGGCUUUGGACCUGAAGUAGGGGGUAGCAGAGUUGGAGCUGGGGUUGGACCUGGAGCUGGUUCUGGAGCAGGGGGCAUUAGAGCUGGAGCUGGAUCCGGUGGUGCUGGGGUUGGAGCUGGUGCUGGUUCUGGUUUUGUACCUGGAGCAGCAGGUAGUGGAGUUGGACCUGGUGGUGCUGGGAUUGGAGCUGGUUCUGGUUUUGGACCUGGAGCAGCAGGUAGCGGAGCUGGACCUGGUGGUAUUGGGCCACUUUCAGGUCCAGGGGCUGGACAGUUGGCUGGUUUUGGGCCAGCCGGAGGAGCUGGAGGAGCCAUGGGUACCACUGCCACUGCUGGAGCCAUGGGCAUCCCUGGAGCUCAGCAAGCUGGACUCCCACAGCAGAACUUUUCGUGCCAUCACUGCCAGCAGCCGAUGAAAAUGGGCGAGCCUGCUGUCUACGCUGAGCGGGCUGGUUACGACAAGAUGUGGCACCCAGCAUGUUUCGUGUGUUGUACCUGCACUGAACUACUGGUGGACAUGAUCUACUUCUGGAAGAAAGGCAAGCUUUACUGCGGACGCCACUAUGGAGACAGUGAGAAGCCACGCUGCGGAGGCUGUGAUGAGCUGAUCUUCAGUAAUGAGUACACUCAGGCUGAGGGUCAGAACUGGCAUCUGAAGCACUUCUGCUGCUUUGAGUGCGAUUGCAUCCUUGCUGGAGAGACGUAUGUCAUGGAGAAUGACAAGCCUGUCUGCAAGCCAUGCUACAUGAAGAACUACGCUGUGAAAUGCUCAUCCUGCCAGGGCGCAGUAGAGCCCGAAGCCCAGAGGGUUUCCUACGGUGAGCACCACUGGCACGCCGAGCCACAGUGCUUCAAGUGCUCCGGAUGCUCCAAGUGCCUGAUCGGCCAGCGUUUCAUGGCAGUGCAAAACUUCCUCUUCUGCUCUGUGGAGUGCAAAAAGAAAACCAUGGCUUAGAGGGCCAAAACAAGUCCCUCCACAACCACUUGUGAAACCAGGACAGACUGAGCUUAGACCAGAACCAGAGUAGGGAAAACAAACACUGGUGCAGCUGGAUCAGGGCAGAGAUCUUGCACUGUGGUUGUGUUAACAGGAACUCUGAGUGCCUGAUGCAUCUUAUAUUGAGAUGUACAAUAAUAGCCAGUUAAUUUGUGUUUGGGUGCUCUUAUCUUACUACCAAUGGUGAAACACAGUAUUGAUAAAUCUCAGCUAGACACCUGAAUGUCUGUCUUCUAGUUUGUUCUCUGCCUUAAAAUCUGCCGUCUUCUUUCAGUACUGUUCUUUUCUUACUGAUGAGAUUAAUUUUGUGUUUGUUGGACAUUGCAGUUAAGUUUGUUUUGUUUUUUUUUUGCUAACCUUAAACCUGUGUCUCACGGUAUUAGCGCUGUUAUUUUAGCUGUGAAUGUUGAUUUAAUGUGCCACCUUGUACUGCUUCCUUCAUACUACUGAUAUUCACUCUCCUCUAUGCAGCAGUAUGAUAAGCAAUAUUAACCAGGUUUGGCGUUGAUCUUUUUCCAGUACACUGUAUUCCAGAUCAAACUAAAAUCAAUAGUAUUAUUUGCAAUCAAAAUCAUUAUGCAGCAGUUUCAUUCUCUUUUUUUUGGCUACAGGCCCCCACCUACUGUAGUUGUUUAUUGUAUGUCGUCUAAGGAGGCGUAUUAGUAAUUUCAGUGCAUUUAGGAGAACAAAACAAUGUCAAACCUUCAAGUUUAUACCACCAGUUCCCAGUUAAAAAGUACACCUGUGUCAACUAUUGCUAUCUAGAGCCCUGGUAUUAAAUUGUGGUAUAUUGACAAGUAUAUGACUGAAUUUGUUCUAUUAGUGUCCUUCAUGUGUAUGGUAAGAAGAUCCACUGUAAAAUCAUAGAUGUGAUUAUUAAAAGCAAUAUAAAAAAUAAAUACAUUCAGUAUAAAUCAAAGGGGGAAAAGCUGAACAAACUAACAAUAGAGUGCAGAACAGAAUAUCUCCUUCUGUAUUGACUAAAGAAUUGGCAGAGAAAUUAACACAUGGAAGCAAGUUUUCAUCCAAGUCUACUUAGAUCAUCCACUGGGCUCCAGAUGGACAUAAACACUGUAAAGUUGUUGUAUAGGAAUGAUGGCAGAGAGAAUGAUGGCUCUUGCUGCAGUUACCAAGAACUUUAAUUCAGGAAAAAACACUGGAAAUUGCUUCACAUAAAACUGUUUUGUUUCAUUCUUUUGUUUUAUGUGCCAUGUACUUUCCUGUCCAAGCAAUAAACUGCACUUUAAAUGA